AUCAUGAUCCUGCUGUGCAACCAGCAGAGUUUCAUCUGUACCCACAUUGACUUCUGCCACCCACACUGCUACCAGCACCACAGCCGCUCCUGCGCCCGUCUGGUCCGCGCCAUCAAGCUCGUGUACGGCGAGACGGUGGACAGCCUGCGAGAAGACAGCGCCUCCUCUGGCAACAUCGGGGCACGUGCCAAGAAAACAAAAGAGUGUUCGGACAAGUCGUGUCUGAGGACGCCGUCCAUGAAGAGGAGACCCAACGACUCCAACACGGAAGGGAAGAAGGACACAGGCAUGCUCAAGUACAUCCGCAACCAGGUGAUGAGCUUGUCCCCGGCGCCGCUCUCGCUGCUGAUCAAAGCAGCUCCCAUCUUGACGGACGACAUGUACGGGGACAUCCAGCCCGCCGCCUGGGAGCUGUUACUCAGUGUGGACGAACAUAUGGCUGCCGCUGCCGCGGCUAUGUUCCUUCUGUGCGCCGUAAAGGUCCCCGACACAGUGACCGAAAUGAUGAUGGCGGAGUUCCAGCACCAGGAGGCCUGCCAGCGCAUCAACUCCAUCCUGAAGUUUUACACACUGUGGCGUUUCCGCUACCAGGUGUGGCCUCGCAUGGAGGAAGGAGCUCAGCAGAUCUUUAAGAUUCCUCCGCCCAGCAUCAACUUCACUCUGCCCUCUCCUAUUCUGGGCAUGCCCUGCGUCCCCAUAUUUGACCCCCCCUGGGUUCCUCAGAACACUGGCAGCGUCCAGGACCCGAUCAAUGAAGACCAGUCUAAAUCCUUCUCAGCACGGGCGGUGUCGCGCUCCCACCAGCGAGCUGAGCACAUCCUGAAGAACCUGCAGCAAGAGGAGGAGAAGCGGCGACUGGGCCGCGAGGCCAGCAUCAUCACAGCCAUCCCUGUGGCUCAGGAGGCGUGCUACGAGCCCACGUGCAGCCCGCCGCCAGAGCAGGAGGAAGAAGCAGAAGAAGUGGUGAACCUGGCAUCACGCCGUCUGUCCGUCAGCCCAUCCUGCGCCUCCAGUAACUCCCACAGGAACUACUCUUUCCGUCGGGGCUCCGUGUGGUCCGUCCGCUCACUGGCGAGUGCUGAAGGUACGAAAACCCAGAAUCACUGA
Messenger RNA from Paralichthys olivaceus (Japanese flounder), 1107 nucleotides. The record is from RefSeq and is a predicted model, not a curated record. NCBI's taxonomy places the organism in Eukaryota, Metazoa, Chordata, Actinopteri, Pleuronectiformes, Paralichthyidae.